This is a messenger RNA of Theobroma cacao (cacao), 500 nucleotides long. RefSeq lists its product as uncharacterized. The record is from RefSeq and is a predicted model, not a curated record. NCBI's taxonomy places the organism in Eukaryota, Viridiplantae, Streptophyta, Magnoliopsida, Malvales, Malvaceae.
UCUAAAUUAAGAAUUGUGACUAUCAAUAUGAACACACAAGCCCGGAAGGAAAGUGAGAUCACAAAUGCACAAGGUGAAGUUGAAAGAAAGGUGGAAACAGUGGACUAUUGUUCAUCAGCAGGGAAAGGCAAAGAGGUAAAGACUGUGCAGGUGAUUCACCAAUAUCCAGGAAGCAAUCAGAAGACCGGCGGGGUUGUCCUGACUGGUGCUGCCGCUGCUGUGGCCUCGACCCUGGAAUCUGCCAAGGAUGCAAUAUCUCGAAAGUAACAGCACAAUGCUCCAUUACAAAUGACCAUACCUACUUCUGAAUCUCUUAGGAUCUUCAAUUCUGGGUAUUAUUUGAUUUGUAUAGGGUAUGGAAACAAUACUACCUCGCAUGUUUUGUCUUGUAUGUAGUACGCUAUAUAUGGACCUAUGGUGCUUAAUUGUUGCGAAACACAUAAUGUCGUGUCUCCUUGAUUAGAGAUUGGUUAUGAUGACCUGAAAAUCAUGUUAUCUGA